AUGCUGCAACCCAGGUUCCUGACGACCCUCCGGGCGCUGGAGCGGGCAUUCACCCAACCCAUCCGAUCGACUCAAAGUCUCUACCAGCCACAAUCUCUCCUUACACGGCUCUCCGCAAACCUCACCCUCCCGAAAACCACUCCCACACCCUCCCUCCUCUCAUUCACCCAAGUGCGUUACGCCUCCCACGCCUCACAGGGAACAGCCAACCGACACUCACGCGAUCCCGCGGGAAAGCGUCUCGGCGCGAAGCGGUCCGGCGGCGAAUACGUCGUACCCGGCUGCAUCAUCUUCAAACAGCGCGGAUCGAAAUGGUUUCCCGGUGAGAACUGCGCUAUGGGUCGCGACCACACUAUCUACGCUACCCAGGCCGGUUAUGUUCGGUACUACCUGGAUCCUCUCCAGCAUCCUGAUCGGAAGUACAUUGGAGUUGUCUUUGACAAGGAGGAGAAGCUUCCGCAUCCGCGUAACGCGCCGAGCCGGCGCAGAUUGAACAUGGUUGGAACUCCACGGGUGGAGCCUGUUGCUCAGCAGUCGGAUUUGGUUGUUUCGGUUGAUGAGAAUGGAACCCAGGUUGGAUCUGUGGAGGCCGCUGAUGCCGCGUCUGGCCUGCAACUUCGUCCGGGAUAUAUGUACCGUGAGGCCAAUUGGGUUAUUGGUCGUGCUGCUGAGCAGGCUGGAGUCUUUGCUAAGCCGUAUGAUAACCGAAACCGGUGGCUUGCCUGGAGAAAGCGCCAGGCUCGUGCUGAGCGGGCAGCCCAGAUGAAGAGUUUGAAGGGUGGUAAGAAGGCAGCCAAAAAGGCGGCCAAAUAA
Penicillium odoratum is the source of this 813-nucleotide messenger RNA. Its product is annotated as mitochondrial 54S ribosomal protein bL27m. NCBI's taxonomy places the organism in Eukaryota, Fungi, Ascomycota, Eurotiomycetes, Eurotiales, Aspergillaceae. The transcript has a single exon. Gene Ontology annotation, biological process: translation. The record is from RefSeq and is a predicted model, not a curated record. Gene Ontology annotation, cellular component: ribosome; mitochondrial large ribosomal subunit. Gene Ontology annotation, molecular function: structural constituent of ribosome. The coding region runs from base 1 to 813 and encodes 270 amino acids.